GUUCUACAGCUGAUUUGUGACUACAUUGGAUUAAGUGCUUGCUAUUGUAGAUUGCUUGUAAAAUACAAAUAAAGAUAAAUAAUAUUGAAAAUUUAAGGCCGCAGUGAAACUGUAAGGCUACAAUAAUGUUAAGGGACUUGAUAACAUGGGUCUUAAAUACUUACCUCGGAAAGUAUUUGGAAAAUUUGAACUCUGCCCAAUUAUCUGUUGCGCUGUUAUCAGGGGAAGUAGAGCUUGAAAACAUUCCAAUCAGAAAGGAUGCGUUGCGGUCGUUUGGCCUACCGAUUGAAGUAUCAUCGGGGAGCAUUGGUAAAAUUAAACUUCAAGUGCCGGUUCGUCAAUUUCGAACGUCGCCGUGGUGCAUAUCCAUAGAAGGAUUGUUUUGUGUCGUUUGCCCCAAGGAUUUCGAAAAUUGGGAUGAGGCGAAGGAGAAGCUCCUCGAUUUAGAAUACAAGCAAUCUGUCUUGGACACAGCAGAAGCCAAUUGGCGGUCCGAAAAAGGAAAGCAAGUUGAAUCCUAUUACUUUUCAUCGUACAAUAAUUGGCUAAAAUAUGGCACAAACAUGGCAACAAAUAUUAUUGACAAUAUUGAGCUUAAAAUAUUUGAUGUGCACUUUCGAUAUGAAGAUAUCGUGGACGUGGGUAAUAGCAAAAUAGCCGCUGGCAUGAGAAUCGGUUCCCUAACUGCACAGACCUGUGAUUCUAACUGGACAACUGGCACAAAUAAGACGAUUAAUAAUGAUAUUAAUUAUAAGAUCGUCGAAUUAAAAGAAUUGUCUUUAUACUGGGAUAUAUUACAUGAUGAUAUUAAAUGUCAGAAGUUCUCAAAUCUAGAACUUCUAGCAAAUAUGAAUUCGACAUGUCAAUUACGUCCCCAUGAAUUUAUAAUAAAACCCAUAAGUGCAACAGCUAGAUGGAAACGUGAGAAGUCGCCACAAGUUAUUCGCUCUAAGGAAAAGCCCAGAGUCUCUUGCGAUCUCUUAGUGCCUGAAGUAAUUGUUGUGUUGUCCAAGGCGCAGCAUGUUCAAAUACAGGAUAAACUUGCCGGAAUCCGCCAGAUAAAGGAAAUAUCGCAGUAUAGAUUAAAACGACCAGCCUUCAGUAUUUUGGAGAAUCCUAAAGCAUGGUGGAAAUAUGUUCUCGUUUGCCACGGACGGGCGCUUAAAAAGAAAGAUGAAAAGUAUCUAACGCUUAAAGAGAACCUAAGAUAUAUGAGAAUUUAUCAAGCUGUAAUCUUAAAUCCCAACGAAAAUUUGUCCACCGAGGACAAGGAGUUUAAGUCCUACAUUGAAAGUGAUAGAGCAGUUUCGGAUUUAAUCAUUCUGCGCCGGAUAUGCUUUGAAAAAGUAUUCACCAAAGGACUGGCUAUUAAAUCGUACAACGCCACAGGCAAGCGGAUGUUAUUUCAUUGGUUUCCAAACUGGAUGGGAUGGUACGGUACCAAUAAUGCAACCAGUACGGAACAGGACGAAUCCUUGCAAAAUUUAGAAGAUGAUAUUUUGGUUGCCUUAGAGCAUUCACUACAAAGUCAAUCAAACUUUAAGUGCGACACUGUUUUUGGAUACUUUACCAUUGAGCUCCUUAAAGGAUUUGUUAUCUUGCAAACAGAAGAAACCACGAAAAGUGAAAGCAAUGCAUGCAUUGAAAUGCAGUUCAAUAAUUUAUCAUCCUUCCUUCAAUUAAAUCCAUUGUUUACAUCCUAUGUGGUAGGAAUAUCUUUGGGUGAAGUUUAUUUAUUGGAUAAAACAAACAAUGAUUCAAAGCAUUGUCAUUUAAUAAAACCACAGACAGAAAGAUCAUCAUUAGCUCAUUUGUCGGAUUUGAAAAUGACAUCCAGUACCACAAAUAAACAGGAUCCAUUAUUUCAGUUACAAUAUGAAAAUGACGAUCAGUUACAAUAUCGACUUUUAAUUAAAUCGAAGAGCUUGGAUUUAAUAUAUAAUCCAGACGCCCUUGACUGGAUCUUGAAAUUCUUUACGAAAUCUAAUAAUGUGCGUCCCAUAAUUGAAAAUAAUAAUCAAACUGGAAAAGAAAACAACUUUUUCAAUUCUUGGAAUCAACUUUUUCUUGGAAAUGAGCCGAAUCGGAAAAGUUGGACUUUUGAAAUUGAAGUAUUUGCUCCACGUAUAAUAUUUUUGGAAAACUACAAGAUCAAUAAUUCGUUAAUGGUUCUAAUGGAUUUUGGAAAAUUUCAAAUGAUUAAAACUGAUUUUCAAAAGAAAAACUCAAUAUUUACUGCAAAGACUGAAGAAAUUUAUACUACCGAUAGCAAUGGUGAUGAAGAGGAAACAUAUUUAACACCAUGCUCAACUCCUCCUGGAUCAGAGAAAAGCGGCUCGGAAUCUCCAACUAUCCAUGAGCAUUUCUUCAGGGAUCUUAUCAAUAAGAACAGUCAACUGGAAUCAGUAUUGCACAGUAAAAUUUAUAAUACAUACACGAUAAAUUUUACAAAUCUACAAGUUCUAGUCUGCAAAUACCAAGAGAGAUGGGAGGCCAGUUUAAAGUCUUCAUCGAAUUUUCAUUUGAUUGACAAAUUCAAUAUUACAUUAACACUUAAGCAGCGUAUUGUGUUUACAUCUGAUCCAGAUUAUCCUUCCUUUACGCUUUUUGGAACAUGUCCCAUGAUUUUAAUUCACGGCAAUGAGGAAAGAAUAAAACAUUUCUUAAAUAUAGUUUAUCCAAUUACAAAUAGAUCACGGUUUAAGGAAAAAAAGAUACAGAAGCCCGAAAGUAAACUUAUUGCUGAUAAUUAUAAUGUUAAUGGAAGUCAUUUAGUUGUUCAGUUUGCAAUUGGCCAAUUAAUAAUAGAAAUGCAAUCGAAAGAGAAAAGCAUUGCCGAGCUGCAAAUCAUUGGAGCUAGAGCUGGUAUUAUAACGACAGGAGGAAAAUCAACCAUUACAAUGUCUGUCCAUGGAUUAUUACUUGUAGAUGCCAUUCAAUCAUUCGGUCCAGACUUUGAGUUAUUGGUGGCCAGUCAUCGAAAUGUUGGAAUGGAUAGCUAUUCUGGAAGCCUUAAACAUAGUACAGCCUGUUCACCUGUUACACCUAGCUCACCAGAUCCAGCAGAUUUCCACAGGCCAACCAGUCCGCACAUUAUAAAAAAAGCAGUGCAAAAUAUUCAAAGCGAAUCAACAACGGAAUACUUUGAAGAAACUGAGUUAAAUGCAUUAAUUAACAUUGAUAUUGUUAUAAUGGCACCAAAUGCGAAUAACUCAAACUACGUCCAUACUACGAAAAUAUCAUUUAAUAGUUUGGAAAUCAUUGCUAACCAAGAGACAAUACUUGAACUAUUAAAUUUUGCCGAACGAAUUUUCCAUGGUCAAAAAAUAAUGAAACACGUAAGCAAUAAGAGCGAUAAAGAGGCUGCGUUGGAGUUAAGCGAAUCCGAAGGAUCUCUUAACCACAAUCAUAGUGAAAUAAAUUUCGACUUUUUUCGGUUAAAUGUUUUGAUAUUAUAUACCAUAAAACAAGAUAAGUAUUUGGACGUUGCCCGAAAAGUUGGUACGCUUACAAUAAGCGAAGCAAAAAUAAAUAUUUCGAUGCAAUCGGGCUUAAAUAUAAUUGGAUCGUUGGGAGGAAUACAAAUCAUCGAUAUUACGCCGCAAGGUAUUCGACAUCAGCGAAUUUUGUCAAUUGGUAAAGAUCCAGAACCAGAAUUAUCCCGUCAAUCAGUACUUAAUCAACUCUCCAACGAAAUUUAUUUAAAUAAUUCCGAUGAUGAUAAAAGUGAGCAAAUUGAUGCUUUAAGCUUUACAACACAAUGGAGUAACAAUACUGCAAUAAGUCUACAAUUGAGAAUGGCGUCUGUUUCGUAUACUCACAAUCCUCGGUUUUUACAUGACUUCAAUUUUUGUAUUACAAAUUUCAAACAUGGACUGAAAGAAUUUUUGACUUCAAUUGGAAAUAAAGCCACAGAUAUAGCCAAAGAAUUUGUACAGCAAAUAAAAGAUGUUAAUGCUCAGACAAAACCAGAAGAGUCAAACAAGUCUUGUGAGGAAAAUUCCAGGAUCUCCCUUGAUAUUAUAAUAAACAGUCCCAUAAUCGUUCUUCCUGUAUCGAAUGAUAGCAAAGAAGUUUUCAUUGCUAAUUUGGGAAAGAUUUGUUGUCGUAAUGAUAUUGAUGAAUCGCUGGAAAAUAUGAGUAAAGAUGUGAUAGUCAAAUAUUUAAUAGAAGUAAAAAAUAUUAAUUUAUUCUCAUUAAAUAUAAAUGAACAAAACGAGGAUUGGGCGUUCACUUUCCCCAUAGCAAGCAGAAUGUAUGCGAAUAAACAAAAAGCUUUUCCAAUACUUCAUGAUACUGCAAUAUCUUUGAAGUUGAAUCUUGGAUAUGGCGAUGUAAAUGUCGAAGAGAGGAAAAUUCAAACACUCUCGGUUGAAGGAAGCAUGGUGGAAACUCUGAAAGUCACACUUUAUCGAAAGCAAUAUAAGAAUAUGCUAGAGUCUAUUAAAAAUGCCACAAACUUUUCGAACGGCAAUGAAAACAUAAAACCAAAGAUACAAAACUCAAAUAUAACAAAUUCUAGUGAUUCCAUAAAUGAAGUACAACGUUUAAGCACAACUGUAAAGUUCUCAGUACCCGUACUUGAAAUUAAUCUUCAAAAUGAAAGUCAUGAGCCCUUAGUAAAUGUUACAUUUAAGGACUUUUUUGUUAAGCAUCGUAUUAGAGGCAACGAAGAAGAUGUUAAAGUUAUAUUAAACUCAGUUCUAAUGGAAGACUUGAAGUCGGAUUUGUCAUCCCCGUUUAGAAAUAUGGUUACAUCGAUAAACCUGGAAAACAGUUAUCGAAGGAAAAAACAAUCAUCAUCAUCGUGCCCGGACUUACCGAGUUUCUGUAGCAAACACAAGUCGAUAUCAACAUCAGUUCCCACCAACCUAUGCGAAUAUAUAAAGCUGAAAAAUACCGAAAAACAACACAAAUCAAAAUUAUGUAUCAAAAAAGACUUAAGCGAUCAAAAGAAACACAAUUUGGUUAUUUAUAGAUCACAUACCAGACGUUUACUUCAACAGGGCUCAAAAACUAAAAUUGAAAGCCAAAAUUCCAUAGAGUUUAAUUGUUUGAACUUAACAAUUUGUGUAGACAGAUGGUAUACGAUAUUUGACUUCUUUGGCUUAAUUGCUGACACGGAAAAAGCACAAAAUUUGAUUGAGAAAAAAGAUAUUGUUCCACAAAGUGUGCCGGAAUUUAGCAGCAAACUAAAUGUUUCCAUACGAUCGUUAAACUUUAACCUGACUCGCAAUGAAGCUGUCUUAACUAAAAUAAAUGUAUCUAAUGCAACAUUUUCUAUAAUUCAGGAGGCUUCGUUUAAAGCCAUUGAAGGUUGCUUGGGAUCAAUUACGGUAUACGAUCUCACCAAAUUUGGAUGCGUAUAUAAGGAAAGGUUUUUAACGAGUGGCUCAGAGGCUUUAAAUUUUGUUUAUAAAAGGAAACUUACUGAUCUGGAACCAUUAAAUAGCAUUAAUGCCGAUGCAGUACUAUGGAUUAAUAUGUCAUCGGUUCACUAUAUUCAUACCAAACGUUUUGUUGUCGAACUUCAUUUGUUUAUCAAAGAUUUAUUACAACUGCAAACGCCCGUGAUAAGGAAACUAAAGAAGCAUAACGUGGACAGGGAUCGAAGUGAACAGCCGUCUAAGAUAAAGCUUUGCAUACAAGCCGCUUCACCAAUAAUAGUUCUGCCAGCUUGUUAUAAUAGUAAUCAUGUUUUAAUUGCUUACCUUGGACAGUUUACUUUGAAGAAUAGCUUUCAUUUUGCCAGUGAUGAGUGCAUCAUAAGUAAAAAAGGAAUUACUCCAAGUCCAGAUGAAAUGUUGGACGUUAUGCACAUUGAUUUGGUCAAUAUCAAUUUCUUUUCGGCGGAACGAAGUAUUCAGAAAUUGGAAACCAAUUAUGACAAAGAAGUCUUUAUCAAUAUUGCAAAUACAAUUUUUAUAAAGGGCAAUAGAAUAUUCAAGGAAUCCUGUUACCUCAAUGUCCAAGUGGAGCGAAACCUAACAACUGCGAAUACUCGAGUUUGUCCGGACAUAAGUGUAAAAGGAACAUUCUCAAGACUAAAUGCAACACUAAAUAUUCAAAAUUAUAAGCUCAUUAGAGGACUUUUAAGCAACAAUAUUGGCGAACAAAUAGACGAUGUUUACAACAAUUCAUUAAGCAAUACGUUUACUUCAAUGGAAACAUUUUCGGCAUUGAAUUUAUUUGCUAAGACUGAAGACUCGACAAGGAUUAUGACUUUGCUUUCAAUAAGGAUUCUUCUGGAGGACGUAUCAAUUUUACUUGUUCUAAAUACGAAUACCAUGCCCGAUUUUGUUCUAGAACCUUUGGCUUGCAUUCACUUUAUACGAUCUCAGUUAGAAAUUGAUAUGUUCAGCGAUGGGGCACAGGAUAUAGAUCUGAUAUCCAGCAACAUAUUGAUUGUUGACGAACGACCCAGCGAGGGUAAACAUAAUGCAAAUAAUGUUUUUAGAAACAUUUUACAACCGUCAAAGAAAAGUUCGCCUCAAAAACAUUCGGCACAAGUCGAAAUUCAUUGCAGAAAACGAGUGAACUUAUGUAAAUAUACCAUAAUGUUAAACGAUAUGAGAGUGAUUGGAAUCCUGGACUUUUUAGAACAUUUAAAGAAGUUUUUGGAGGAAGACUCCUUACCCGUUUUACCUGUAAGUCCGAAAACAAAUCAACCAUUGCAAAUGGAUCAAGCAAAUUCGCAAGCAUCGGACACUUCUGUGGUAGAAUACAUAAUUAAUGUUACAGACUCUGAGAUUAUUUUCGUAGAACAGUGUAACCGAUUGGAUUCUAAUGCUAUCAUAUUAAAGAGUACAACGGUAAUCUCAUACAAACCGAAUAACAGUUGUGUACCACUGUCUAUAAAUAUAAAUCAUUUGGAAAUCUUCUCCUGCAUAUUAGACGCUGAGGAUGAAAGUGCGCUAUCGAUUAUUGAUCCAUUUACAUUGAACAUAGAAAUGAGAAAUAAUUGCCUAAAUAUUGUGGUACAAAAGCAAUUAAAUAUACGAUUAUCGUAUAUCGAUAUGAAACUGUUUUUGAGAAUGAUAAGCACGAUACCAAACCAGACUUCAAAUCCACAAAAUGUGUUGUCCAAAUCGAAUUCGGAGUUUGAAAAAAUCGCUCCUCUGCUUGCAAUGGGAUUUGAAAUAACAAAUUGUUGGUAUGCCAUGGAAUUAAACAAUUGGAAACUUAAUGAUGCCGCUCUAUGGCUAUCCCAACAAAAGCGAAACACGACCCAAAACCCGGCAUUGGAAUUAAAAACCGCAGUACUUGAUGCCAAUUGCAUAUCCAUAUGUGUGAUCGAUGAUUGCAUGGAUGCGGAUGUGCCCCUUCUUGAGGUAUCCCUUACAAAAGUCUUGCUCAAAUAUAAAUUUCAAGGAAAUGCAAUCGAAGUUGAUAACCUGAGCACCAAUAAUUCAGCUGAGGGUGAUCUGGACACAGAAGUAACGCUUAACUAUUACAAUCGCCGAUUGAGUGGAUGGGAACCUCUGGCUGAGAUCUGGCAAUGUACUGCAAAAUGGAAAUACAAGAGACUUAAUUUUGACAAAAGGAAACGAUUCGAAAUCUUUGUGAAUAGUAAACAGUUGCUAAAGUUGAACAUUACCUCAACGUUGAUUGAGCUAAUUCAUAUGGUUUCCAAGAACUGGACAAGCGAUUUCCAUUCCCUGGACAAUGUGAAGAAUACAAAUUUCCGACAACGAUCUCCAUUCGUUCCAUUUGCCUUACAGAACCUCACCGGCUCAGCACUUCUCUUCAAACCAAUCUAUGCUCAGCUGGGGGAUUUGACUUGCUCGGAGCUGCAUCAAUUAGAAAUCAUUAAGAACUGGAUGACCGUCGAACCCAAUGAAAUUAAGACCUUCGAUUUUAGUCAGAAGAGUAAACUGAGGCAUAUUGACUCACAUCUAUUGAAUUUGCAUCAGAUUUUAGUUCAAAUCCAUGGUUGGACAUUGAUUGGACCGAUUUCUAUAGAUAAAGUUGGAAUCUACUUUCGAACAACCAUAUUGGAUUCGCAUUAUGAGAAAAAAACUCGCAUUAUCUUUGACAUUUCGCUAAUGGGAUCUGCACAGAAGCUCAUUAAAGUCAUGUCCCCCCUGAGAAUAAUAAACAAAUUGGAUCAUGACAUUUAUUUGAAGAAAGUAUUAAAUAAAAAUCAUUUUGAUGCAGUUUCAGCGAUAAGCACGAUUACUCCCAAUGAUCAACAGUGCGUGCCGCUAAAGUUUCUUGAUGCAUCAUUAUACAUUUCCCAUGUUCCCAAUGAUGGCAAAAGAUCCGCAAAUAGUGCUGAUGUCGAUGACGUGGGAUUCAGUAAUGAUGAAAUAACUUGGAAAGACUCCGGAAGUGAUAGCCCGUCGAAUUUGUAUACCUGUUACGACGUUAAUAAAAGUAUACUAUACACACUUAUCAAUAUAAGCAAGGAAAUGUAUCCUUACAAGGAGAAAAAUAUGCCGGGAAAUACGAUUACACUCUUAUCUCCGCUAAUGUUGAAAAAUAUGCUCUGCUGUGAUUUAAUUUUCAAUAUUAACGGAUGCAGUAUUGGCCGUAUAAAUGCCUUUCAAAGCAAGAAUAUAUAUAAUAUAAAUAUUUGCGAAUCAUUCAACUUAAGCAUCACUUUGGAUAAUUUCCAAGUCUCCGGUCAACUUAAAAUUCCAACGAAUCACAUCGGCGUCGUUGAACCAAAAUUAAAAUUAAUCGAUUCAAAGAAUAGAGAACUACAUCUUCACAUAUCGAUUCAAUGCUUUAAAGGAAAGGGAAUAGAAAUAUAUAUAAGUGCGCCCAUUUGGAUUAUAAAUAAGACUGGCCUUCCACUCAUCUUUAAGCAAGAAGGUGCUACUAAUAUUGGUGCAGGUCAAUUUGAGGAGCAUGAAACAGCUCGACAAGUUUCUCCAUUGAUGUUCUCAUUUUCUGAUCAGGAAGGAUCACCUUCCUUGGAAGUGCGACUUGGCAACUCCUUUGGUGCCAACAAUCAGUGGUGCAAAGGUUUUCCACUGGUCAAGAAUAUAACACACCGAGAGUUGCGCACGGAAGGUGGACCUGGAUGCUAUACAAUUGGUAUAAGUGUUCGACGUGGUCGAGGAUUCUAUUCGAGCACGACCUUUGUGACAAUGUCCCCACGUUUCCAUCUCUAUAACAAAAGCGGACACCAGCUGGAAUUCUCACAGAAAUGCAAUAUCGUGCAGAAUGAAUAUGCUCAUUCAUCUCAUAUAAUUUCGGCGCCGAUUGAUUGUAAUUUUCAAUUUCAUUGGGCGAAUUGGGAUCGGGAACCUCUGAUAUGUGUGAGAAUGGCAGAUGUUGAAUGUUGUUGCUGGUCGAAAGGCAUACCCAUUAGUGAAGAGCAGAGUUUGUAUAUUAACAUAAGAAAUGAAUGGUGCGAAAUGUUCUUCUUGAGAUUGGAAAUCAUAUCAAGGGAUGCGACGCUUAUACUUUUAUUUACUGAUGCCCGAAGCUUACCACCUCCAAUAAGAAUCGACAACUUCUCAGAGGUUGUUGUGAACUUUUCGCAAAAAAAUUCCAGACCCAUUUGGUCUACGCCAGUUCGAUCACAGUCGUCAUUAUCAUAUGUAUUGGACGAUCCCUUAGGAACACAAACAUUGCUUAUGGAAGCCCCAGGAGGAAACAUUAUCGAAUUUCCAAUUGAUUUAUCAAAUAGUAGUAGAUCGUUAACUUAUUCAAACUUUAUAUAUAUAGCAUUUCAUAACACCUUUGAUCAUUUCAAAAGGGAUGGUGAUAAACCAGAUGAGAAAUACCAACAAUUAGUCUUAGGUGUCUAUGAUAGAAAAGUGAUUAUUAUGGAGAAGAAUUCUGGAGAUCGCUCACAAUUGUGGCUUAUGAAUUCUAAUGGGCAAUUGGAACAUGAAGGAUCCACACCUCCGAUCCAAUCAAAUGAAGGAAGCGCUGUCCGAUUGGUAUUAGAUUUAGAAAAGCCCCCGAAUCCAACAGAGUUUACUCCUCUGGUAGUUCGCACGCCCAAUAAACAAAGAGUCACCACACAGACUUGGAGGUUUGAGAAUGGACGACUUAUGUGUCACGCGAAUAUGUGCGUUCAGUCGUAUAAUGGAAAAACGGGUUUAAAGCCUGGAACACAGGCAGUUUUGGGAUGUAUUAAGCAUAAUUCAAAAAGUACGGAUACGAUACCCAUCCAACAACACCUCGUGGCCCAAAAGUUAAGACCUGGCUCAGGACAAUUGGAAAUAUCUACAAAAAUGGAUGGACCAAUUCGCACUGUGCAAAUUUGUGAUAUUAAGCUAAAGCCAAAUGAGAUUAUUUUAGCGCCGGAUUUAUUAUGGACUCAUGCGUCCUUCAACAACAGACAGAUUAUUGAUAAGGGAAAACCGCAAGCCGUUAGCGAAUUUCAGAUAAAUGUAGAACUUCCCAAAGGAAUUGGUAUAUCAGUAAUAAGUCUUAAACCCUGCGAGGAAAUCGUAUAUAUUAGCCUGGACAACAUAAUUGCAGAAGUUAUAGACAGUACUAUGGAAAAGUCCAUUGAUCUAAAUAUAGCAUACAUCCAGAUAGAUAAUCAAUUAAUGGAUGCUGCCAGUCAAGUGACUUUGCAUAGUUGUAUCCCAACUGACGAUGCUCAAAUGAAUGCGUUGCUCUUGAAAGUGAAAAUGUUGCCCAGUCCAAAUAAGAACGCUUUGAUUUUUAAGCAUUUCACUCUGGAUAUAAAGCCGUGCAUUAUGUAUCUGGAGGAAAAGCUCAUACUGAAAAUGGCUGCUUUUCUUGGAUAUGGCAGAGAGAGCAAACAGAAUUCGUUCCUGCCCUGCGAUUAUGAAGAUUUUGUAAAAGAAUCCUUGGAAAAUGAUAUGAAAAGAUACUACUUUGAAUAUUUUAGAAUCGAGCCGACUCAGGUUCGUCUUUCAGCAUUCACAUCGUCAAAGUUACCGGAAGAAUUGCAAAGUACGAAAAAAGCUUUGGGCUUGACGUUGAUCAAAUUUGAAGAUGCUUUAAUAGAGCUUGAUUAUUUUUCGGACAAGUAUCAUUUUGAAACAAUCGACAUUUAUCUGAGAGCGAUUAAGAAGCAUUAUAUUAAUCAAAUCAAAUGGCACGCCGCAUCGAUAUUGGGAAGUGUUGAUUUCUUGGGAAAUCCACUGGGAUUCGCAAAUGAUUUGUCGGAGGGCGUAUCUGGACUUAUUUUCGAAGGUUCUGUCAAAAGUCUGGUUAAAAAUGUUACCCAUGGUAUUUCCAAUUCCACGGCAAAGUUAACAGAAACAUUAUCAGAUAGUUUGGGUAAAGUUGUCCUGGAUGAUCAUGAUAACGAGACAAGACAACGAAUUUUAGAGCUACAAUCAAAUACAUCCGGCGGUCACCUUGCAGCGGGUAUAAAAGGCUUUGGAUUUGGUUUGCUCGGUGGAGUUACAAGCAUUGUUCGACAUACAUAUGAUGGAGCACAAGCUGAUGGCGUUCCCGGUUUUCUCAGUGGCUUAGGAAAAGGAUUAGUGGGUACGGUGACAAAACCUUUAAUUGGAAUGUUGGACUUGGCAUCGGAAACAGCAAGUGCUGUUCGUGAAACAAGCAGAGAUACACAUCGAACUUCACCAAAUCGAAAGCGUUUACCCCGAUGCAUAACUGGUGCUCCUGGCGGACUUUUGCCUUCAUAUUCUAGUCGUCAAAGUAAAGGUCAACAAUACCUUUAUUUAAUAAAUCGCAAAAACUUUAUGGAAAAGAUAAUAUUUUACGAGCCAAACAUUUGGAGUGAUAAAGAGGCAAGAUUACGACUUCUGGUUUCCACCGAAUACGUUCGCAUGUUUUCUUUAUGCGAUGGAAACCCAACCGUAAUGUUUGAGGGACACCUUAGCGACAUACUAUCAUGUCAUCAUUUGUCUACAAACACGGGAAUUACCCCGUCUGCAAGCAAAGCUUCAUCAAGCUACUACAUAGAAAUAUCUAUUAACUCACCAAAAAUCACACGACCACGAAUUCGCUGUCGAACUGAGGAAUGCGCUGAAGCUGUUUCAAGAUGUAUAAAUUACGCUAAAAGUGUUUUCGAUGAACGUGAAUUGUCGCUCAUAAAAUAUUAUUAAUGCUAAUAAUAAUAAAUAAUUAUUUUGUAUAUAUUUAAAGCCGGCUGUUUUGUUAGACUUCAAGAGAGGUGACGGAGAUAAAAAGAAAACAUUCAAAUAAAUACAUAAUACUAAUACUCAGACUGCUACAAUUCAUUGAGUUAAUUAAAAUAGCGAAUAGCUUGUUAA
This is a messenger RNA of Drosophila innubila, 12179 nucleotides long. RefSeq names its product vacuolar protein sorting-associated protein 13D (gene Vps13D). Gene Ontology annotation, cellular component: extrinsic component of membrane. The transcript is spliced from 18 exons. The record is from RefSeq and is a predicted model, not a curated record. Gene Ontology annotation, biological process: protein retention in Golgi apparatus; mitochondrion organization; protein targeting to vacuole. The coding region runs from base 126 to 12011 and encodes 3961 amino acids. Lineage: Eukaryota; Metazoa; Arthropoda; Insecta; Diptera; Drosophilidae.